AUGGAAUGUUUGAGAAGAAGAAGCAGGGAAGAGAAUCGAGAGGUCUUCAUCUUCUGCCAAGAUGCCAAGAACCCAAUUACGCAAAAUUGGUCAGUUUCAUCUUUUUGUUUUAUUUCUGAGAAAUAUUCAUACAUGAAUGAGGAAAUAAAUUCUUCUUACCAUUUCAAUUUUCAAAAGAAUUAGAUGUAGAUAAUCAAUGAAAAUUUUAUUGUUUCAGGUUUUUUCUUUCCUGAGUGUGUAAGAAUUUUUGUAUGGGAUAAUGUCUAUCUAUCAUGUUCUCUUUUUUUUCUGUUUCAGUUCUUGCUACUUAUUACAUUAAUGAUUCAAUUUUAUGGUGAACUAAUAUGGUUUGGAUUCAUUAUUAUGAGUUCAAAACAAUUUCUUUUUAUUUGCUUUAUAAUGUCAAUCUUCACUUUUAUACUGUGUAUUUUGAUAAAUCUAUAUUCUGAAGAUGGCCUUAGAGAAGUAGAAGAUUUCGGAAGGACCGUUCCUUUUGAGUUGACUGUCUAUCCUGGAGAGGAUGUUGUCGCAAAGCUGUGGAAGGUUUGGGAAGCAAGUACUCACUCUAGCUAUGCAAUUGCAGCCUUCGGUCAUAUAUCAAAAGCCGCAAUUGGCAAACCAAACUCAGAUUUGUUUCGUAUAUAUGAAGGAGACUUUGAGAUUCUGUCUCUGUCUGGACAUUAUGUGAAUGAAGAGGAUGGUUCUGCAGAUUGGCGUUUGGGCAUCACACUGGCUGAUUCUGACAGUGAUAGAGAGGCUUUUGGUGGCAGCUCCAUCAAUACAUUGAUAGCUUCUGACAUUGUAUCUGUACGUAUUAUAAACUUUGAGAAAGAAGAAGAAAAGAGCGAUGAAACUGGAACUUCCUCUACAAUUGGUGGGGUGCUGAUGUCCCUGCUCCUUGCUCUUGAGAAGAAAAUAAUGGGAUUCUUUUCGGAUCCGAUGGUCAACGAGAGUGAUAAGGAAAACUAAUUUGAGAACAAUGUGACUAGUUUGAUUUCUAAAAGGAUUACCUUUUUCGUUUGAGGAUAGUUUGAUUGUAUGUUUCAGGUUUGGUUAAAUAAUAAUAAAGUAGACUAUAAAACAUUUCAGUACG
This is a messenger RNA of Arachis ipaensis, 1093 nucleotides long. The record is from RefSeq and is a predicted model, not a curated record. Lineage: Eukaryota; Viridiplantae; Streptophyta; Magnoliopsida; Fabales; Fabaceae.